This is a messenger RNA of Adineta steineri, 669 nucleotides long. NCBI's taxonomy places the organism in Eukaryota, Metazoa, Rotifera, Eurotatoria, Adinetida, Adinetidae. The record is from the annotation of a GenBank genome assembly.
AUGAUUCCAGUGGAAUUAAUAAUUAUGCAUUUUAUUAAUCAAAUUUUUAAUGAAAAUGUUUUUUACCAACUUUCAAAAAUUCAUAAUACUCAAGAAGAAGAACAAAUUGAAAUUGAAUAUAUAAAAUCAUCAAAAUAUUCAUCUAAAUAUUCUAUUUCAUCUGACAUAAAAAUAAAAACUGAAUUUAUUUUCAGUCUUUCUCAAACUAUUUUACAACAAGAUCAAAAUAAAACUAGUCCUGAUUGUCGUAUAUUUGAUAGCAUAGGUAUUACUUCAACCACAGUUAUAUCUGAAUUAUCAAAUGAUGACGAUACUGAUUGUUCAUCUUUUUAUUUAUUUCAUCCAUCUGUAAUGGAUUCUUCUUUUCAUCCAUUUUUAGAUUUAUUACUAGGUAUUGAAACAACAUUUCUUCCAGUACGUAUUCAAAAAUUCAUUUAUUCAAGUAAAAUAAAAACAAAAAUAAAUCAAUCAACAAACAUUGAAGUACGUGGAAAUUAUCAUGAUAAUAUAUGUGGUAUAGGUCAAGAAGAAAUAUAUAAUCUUGAUUUAUGGAUAUUUCCAAUGGAUAAUAAAAUAGAAGAACCAAUAUUUACAUUUGAGAGUAUUGUUAUUCAACAAUGUUCAACGUGUACAAUCUGGUCGAUGAUCAAUGGAAAAAACAGUUUAUGA